Molecule: messenger RNA, 1958 nt
Organism: Dalotia coriaria
Lineage: Eukaryota; Metazoa; Arthropoda; Insecta; Coleoptera; Staphylinidae
Gene: rtet
Product: major facilitator superfamily domain-containing protein rtet
Exons: 6
Coding region: 341-1663 (440 amino acids)
Biological process (GO): transmembrane transport
Cellular component (GO): brush border membrane
Molecular function (GO): transmembrane transporter activity
Source: RefSeq, a predicted model, not a curated record
GUCAAACUUGCGGUCGUGAUGGUAACACCCGCAAAACAAAUGAAAGCCGCCGCAAGUAUGUAAUAAAAUUAAAACCCAAGGAGUGGUCACGUAGUUCUAAUCUCCACCAGUCGAAGAUAUGCCCACUGAUAGUAAAAGUAACGUCGUUUAACCGGUAUGCGUUCCGCCCUGCCCGCACUCGCCUUACUUCUCACUUCUUCAGAUCAAGACAAUCAUCAGCAGUUGUAUAAAAAUUAGAAAGUGCUUUCUACAUGCUCCGCACACAUUACGCUACCGUUAGCAAUCGCGACAACUCGUUCAGUAUAACGACGGCAGUCACGACAGCACAACCACCAUCAUCAUGGGGCAGCAGGCAAACACAGAGAAAGUUAACAAAACAGUUUAUGUUGUGUUCCUAUCACUCCUGCUUGAUUUGUUAGCAUUUACAAUGAUACUCCCACUGCUGCCAUCACUACUGGAUCAUUACAAGAGUAAUGAUUCACUUGGAUUGUAUUCUUGGUUGUCUGGGAAGAUAAAAUUCUUUCAGGAGUUGGUUGGUGCACCAGACCAGUAUAAUUCAGUGCUGUUUGGUGGUUUUCUUGGGUCUAUGUUUAGUUUUCUGCAGUUUGUUACAUCCCCUAUCAUUGGGGGCAUUUCUGAUGUCUUGGGAAGGAGGAGUGUUAUGAUUGCAUGCUUGAUAGGCAUAGCUUCUUCUUAUAUACUCUGGGCUUUGUCUAACAACUUUGCAUUGUUUAUUCUUGCAAGGUUUAUUGGUGGAUUGAGUAAAGGUAAUGUUUCUUUGAGUAUGGCGAUUAUUACGGAUGUUUCAACGAUGAAAACGCGAGGUAUUGGAAUGGCUUUAGUUGGCAUUGCAUUCUCGUUGGGUUUCAUUAUUGGGCCGCUAAUCGGCGCAGGAUUCGCUGUGUGGGCAAAAACGAAAACAGGAAAUUGGUUUGUCGUCCCAGCGGCGUUCGCCAUUUUCUUAGCGGUUGCUGAUUUGUUAUUUUUUGUGUUUUUCUUCAAAGAAAGUCUUCCAAAGGAAAAACGUGCCAAAUCUUUGUGGAAAUCUCUUGAUAAUGCCAAAGCGCUGGUCGAUGUCCGUGAAAUUUUCCGAUUUUCAACCGUCACGGACCUGAAACCAGCCGAUAAGAAACAACUACGUACUCUGGGACUAGUCUAUUUUGUCUACCUGUUUAUCUACAGCGGUCUGGAGUUUACUCUGACCUUUUUAACGCAUCAUGUUUUUCUAUACACGAGUAUGCAGCAGGGCUGGAUGUUCUUUUUCGUGGGUAUAACGAUGGCAUUAAUGCAAGGCGGGUACACCAGGCGACUCAAACCGGAGAAAAAUCAUUCUACAGCAGUUAAAGGCCUGUGGAUUAUUAUUCCAAGCUAUGUUUUAGUUGGAAUCGCCACAAAUGUAUACGUACUAUACCUGGGGCUUUUAUUAUAUGCAAUUUCAACUGCCAUGGUUGUGCCGUGCAUGACAACAAUGGCGUCCGAGUUUGGUUCAGCGCAACAAAAAGGCACUGUAAUGGGUAUUUUCCGAUCAUUAGGCGCGUUGGCACGCGCCCUUGGUCCAAUUUUCGCCAGCGUCGCCUUCUGGAGUGUCGGUGCUCGAGUUACCUAUCUCACCGGAGCAGUAUUCCUCUUCUGGCCGGUACUUAAACUGAAGGGAAGUAUUUAAAUCGUAAUUGAAUGAUGAUUCAUUGUCGAAACGGGAAAUACCAGUACCAGUAAUGUAGCAAUAUGCAUCCGCAACUCUUUUUACGGAGUUAAUUAACUGUGAACUGUGAUAUCUUGGUAUUUGCGUGCGUGUAAAAUGUAAUUUUACCAUAAUCCAUGUCAUAUGAUGAAACUAUUUAGAAAUACGUAUUUAUACACAUUCCAAAACGAACAAAUGAGGAACGAAGCAAUUAAGAUAGAGAACGUUUUACGUAAUUUAUGAAAAUGUAAUUAAUAUUUUGUAACUUUAUACAAAA